This is a messenger RNA of Saccharomyces mikatae IFO 1815, 570 nucleotides long. RefSeq names its product coatomer subunit zeta (gene RET3). The transcript has a single exon. The coding region runs from base 1 to 570 and encodes 189 amino acids. Gene Ontology annotation, cellular component: COPI vesicle coat. NCBI's taxonomy places the organism in Eukaryota, Fungi, Ascomycota, Saccharomycetes, Saccharomycetales, Saccharomycetaceae. Gene Ontology annotation, biological process: intracellular protein transport; intra-Golgi vesicle-mediated transport; retrograde vesicle-mediated transport, Golgi to endoplasmic reticulum. The record is from RefSeq and is a predicted model, not a curated record.
AUGUCCUCUCUAUCUUUAUAUACUGUUCAAGCUUUUUUGAUACUGGAUCAGCAAGGAGAAAGAAUUUAUGCAAAGUAUUACCAACCCCCUCAUAGGUCGGAUGACGGAAACCAGUUGCUCUUCAAUUCAGUGAAGAAGCAGAAAGAGUUUGAGAAACAACUGCAUCGCAAAACUCACAAGCAAGAUUCAGAAAUUUUGAUUUUCGAGGAUCAUUUGGUUCUUUACAAAGAAUACAUUGAUGUAACGAUAUAUUUAGUCUCUUCGCUGGAAGAGAAUGAAAUUGUUUUACAGCAAGGUUUUUCAGCUAUCAGAGGUGCUUUGGAUUUGAUUUUGAACUCAGGCAUGGACAAAAAAAACAUUCAAGAAAAUUAUGAUAUGGUUAUAUUAGUUAUUGAUGAAACCAUUGAUAAUGGUGUUAUCCUUGAAACUGACUCCAACACCAUUGCAUCCAGAGUUUCCAAGCCACCUACAAAUGAACCCCAAAUGGCAUUAGAUUUAGAUAAAGGGUUUUUAGGCGCGUGGGGAUUUGCAAAGAGCAAGUUCCAAGAGAGGUUGCAACAAGGCCUAUGA